Molecule: messenger RNA, 1656 nt
Organism: Diprion similis
Lineage: Eukaryota; Metazoa; Arthropoda; Insecta; Hymenoptera; Diprionidae
Product: slit homolog 3 protein-like
Exons: 7
Coding region: 129-1604 (491 amino acids)
Cellular component (GO): extracellular matrix
Molecular function (GO): protein binding
Source: RefSeq, a predicted model, not a curated record
AUCGCGAGUAAUUGAAGGUAGGAUAGCGGAGCGAAACGAUGGGAAUCAAGGGUAACGAGUCAAAGUAGCAGAGGGUGAGAAAAGCUGGCAGCGAUAUCGGCGUCGAAGAGAGAUUGCGAGAGAGUAACAUGUCGUCUUGGACGAGAUUAAAGGGGGAGAAGUGCUGGCUGGUAUGGCUUAUGGUGACAUCCUUGUACCUGAGGUCCACCCUGGGUCAGAUAGUCCAGAACUGCCCAGCAAGGAGCGAGAUCGCACCGUGUUCGUGCAUUGUUAAGAAGCAGGGGCUCGACGUCGUCUGCGAGUUUACCGACCUCACCCACAUCAACAAAGCGAUGUCGGUACUCAAAGGCAGGCCAAACACCAUAAUUUACUACCUAAAACUUCGCCACAACAACAUGCCGAAGCUCCAGGGCUUCGUGUUCCUCGGUCUUGACAUCCACCAUCUCACCGUUCACAACAGCAGCCUCGCCGUCGUCGAGGAGUCAUCCCUGAGCUCGAUAGGAAAAGGACUCACCCAGCUGGACUUGUCGCAGAAUUCGUUGCUCUUGGUACCGCCGGCGGCGUUGAAGACUCUGCAUCACCUUCUGAUACUGAACCUAAACUACAACAAGAUAAGCGCGAUCCACGCGCGGGCCUUCGAGGGACUUGACACCCUGGAAAUCCUUACCCUCUACGAAAACAAGAUAUCAGUUAUCGACGCCGAGGCCUUUAAGGGUGUCGAUAAUCGGAAAUUGAAGCGCUUGAAUUUAGGCGGAAACGAACUGAACUCGGUGCCAACCUCGGCUUUGUCCUCUUUGGAGAUGCUGAAGAAGCUGGAGAUGCAGGAGAACAGGAUAAGCACCAUUAAGAAGGGAGACUUCGCCGGAUUGAAGAGCCUCGACUCAUUGGGACUCGCUCAUAACAAGCUGCAAGUAGUACCAGCUGGCGUCUUUUCCCACCUGACUCAACUAAACUCUCUGGAACUUGACGGUAACAAAAUUACCCACAUAGAUCCGGAUGCGUUCAUCGGUCUCGAGGACGCACUCCAGUACCUCCGACUGGCGGACAAUAAGCUUCACAUGGUACCAAGCGACGCGUUAAGAAGACUUCACUGCUUGCGUCACUUGGAUUUACGGGUCAACAACAUCACCGUUUUACCGGAGGACGCAUUCGCCGGUUACGGGGACUCGAUAACCUUCCUAAAUCUUCAAAAAAAUUUAAUCAAGACUCUGCCGCCGAUGAUAUUCGAGAAUUUUAAUUCCCUGGAAACGCUUAAUUUGCAAAACAACAAAUUGACCCACGUGCCGGAAGAGGUGAUGGAAACAGUCACCGACACUCUGCAAGUGAUCGACUUGACCGACAAUCCGCUGAUCUGCGAUUGCGAGCUUCAGUGGUACUCAAACUGGUUGAAAAGUCUCCGCGACAAGGACGACGAGGUGAUGACGAAGAAGAGGACCGUCUGCAUGAUAGAAAACGAGCACAGGGAAUACUCGGUACAGAAUCUUCCCUUGGAUAAAAUCGGAUGCCAGCCGAAAGCUGAGGAAAAAUCAUCCUCCGGUAACCUGGCGGUAAAACUUGUCGGUCUUCAGUUCAUCAUCACCGUCAGCUUCGUCAUUCUGCUCUAGAACAAACAAUAGAAUAUCAACAAACCUCAAUAAGUUUUAUUUUCUUUAUUUA